Molecule: messenger RNA, 336 nt
Organism: Paecilomyces variotii
Lineage: Eukaryota; Fungi; Ascomycota; Eurotiomycetes; Eurotiales; Thermoascaceae
Exons: 2
Coding region: 1-336 (111 amino acids)
Source: RefSeq, a predicted model, not a curated record
AUGGACGCCCUUAAGAACUUUGCCGGCGGCCUUGGUGGUGGCCAGAAUCAGAACCAGAACGAGAGCAGCAGUGACAGCAACCAGGGCGGUGGUGGCUUCCUCAGCAACAUUGGCAACAAGAUCAAUUCCGCGGCCGGCGGCGGCCCAGAGAGUGAGAAGAACGAGGACUAUCUCGACAAGGGCGUCGACUUCGUCCAGGAGAAGGUCCUUCACCAGGGCCCUCAGGAUAACGAGAGCGCCAUUGAGCAGGCCAAGGAUGAGCAGAUCUCUGACUUCAUCCGUGCACAGUACAAGAGUACCGCUGGAAAGGACUUCCCUGUCCCCGAUAAGAACUAG